UUUUGACCGCGGAAACUCGUUAGCUAAAACUAGGGAAGAAGCCGAAGCUAAAUUUAAGGAAAUAGUUAGGGCUUAUAAGAUUUUGGAUAAUCAGGAAACUAGAGAAAAAUAUAAUCAAUCUAACUACCGAGCUGAUUUUGAAGAAGAAUAUUUGAUGACCGAAGAAGAGGAAAGUUGGACUGUAAUAGAAAGACUUGACUUUGAGUUAGAAAUUCUUGAUAAACAGAUAGCAGAAUUAGAAGAUUAUGGUAGGAGGUUAAAAGAACAUAAAGAAAAUAUUGAUGAAUUUAGAAAAGAGAUACAAGAAAGCCAAAAACUAAAGGUUAGGGAUAUUCCAAAGAAGAAUUUACCCAUGAAAGAAAGAAUUGGACGAGGUUUUUAUUAUUGGUGUAAAAAUCACCAAAACGAGGCUUUUGCGGUUGACGAAAAUGAGAUAACUAUUCCUGGUUAUCAUGUUCAUCAAGGGAAGCCAGAAAAAACUAUCGACGACAAUUAUCCGUCCGUAAUGUUGAAUGGCGUGGAAAUUUUAGGAACGGCCGGUAUUGCUUAUUUGAAAACCAAGCAAAGCGGACUGCCUAUGGAUUAUGUGGAAUGUCCGAAUUGCCAUUACGCUCAUAAUGAUGUGGAAUGGUUUUCAGAAAAUAUUCACACCAAGCAUUUAUGUAAAAAUUGCGGAAAGAACUUUAAUAACAAAAGUAUUGGUAAUCCAUGGAAUACUAAAAGCGGUGAACAAAUUACUUUUGAUAAAAUUUUGAGUUGGGGUGAAGAGUUUGGUCAGCCAUACCUUUCAAACGCUCAACUAGUUGGAGAAGUAAUUAAACAUGGGUUGAAGAAAAAGAUAGUCAUAAUGAAGUAUAAGCGUAAGAAGAGGUAUAAAAAAAAAUUAGGAUAUCGACAACAAUAUACAGCGAUAAAAAUAGUUUCGGCGACGAGAGAUAUUCUUCAAACUGCUUCGGAAAGUUAA
This is a messenger RNA of Paraglomus occultum, 964 nucleotides long. The record is from the annotation of a GenBank genome assembly. NCBI's taxonomy places the organism in Eukaryota, Fungi, Glomeromycota, Glomeromycetes, Paraglomerales, Paraglomeraceae.